UCUUAGUAAAAAAAAAAAAAAAAAGCCCUAUGUGUGCCCCUUUAAAUCCUCGGCAGCCUAUACUGUCCAUAGCGCAGGCUCUGAAUAAUUCCCCUCACAAUAUGGCGUAUCAUUGAUCAGAACCAUUACUUACUUUUUUUUUUCCAGAGGAUGCUCAUUGUGCACGAUUAGCCCUAGCAACAGUUACCAUGCUGCUGACACUGAGGUUAUCCAGAAUGUUAAAAUUAUUUUUCCUUUGAACUCUGUGUCAUGAGGCCCUUCAGAGAAUGAUUUAUGAUGUCACAGAGUCCAUGACAUCACCAAGUCAUCAUUACAUAUAAUACAAUUCUAGCACAGAACUCAUUUGCAAAUAUUUUUUGUGAGUGACAGACGUGUCUGUAGUUAGCAAGUUCGAAAUGGAGACGAAGCCUAAGAAGUGGUUGUCCUUUAGGGAAAUAUGCACAAAUCAAUUCCAAAAGAUUUGUCCCACAAGGAAUCCUGAUUAUUUGAAGAGGGACUUUCUCAGUGACCUUCUGUGGCAGGUGAUUGAGAAAGUUGCAGAUCAACCAACCCUGCCCCUCGUCAGAGAAACCUUUGAGAACGCCCAGAGUAAGCUCUUAUGCCAAAUCAUGGCAGAAACUGGGAAGUUAGAUCUGGACAUCCUGUCAGGAAUGUCAGAAGAGCUAAGUGAAAGAAUCUUUCAGAGCAUCGCCAGUGAUUCCUUCCACCUCGCCAGCGAAUUGCAUUUGUUUGCACUCCUUGUCUUUCCAGAGUCAUAUCCAAGGAUAGUAGAAGAAUUCAAGUAUCACCUAGAGAAUCCCGUUCCUCAAGAACCCACCAACAUGAAGAAAUUUUUACCAUUUGUAAUAACAAAGCUCAAAGACACUUUUUUUGAUGCAGAAAGCUUGUAUGCAGAAGAAAACUGCCUGAGUAAGGAUUGUUUGAAGUCCACUUAUCCUACAGGGAUACGAUUGGUGGAAAACGACACAGAGAUGGGAAUGAGACAUGGAACAGAUGAACAGAGAAAAAUGAUAAAUCUAGUUCUUUGGAAACUGAUUCGUAAGGCUAGUUACAGAUCUACCACAAAUUAUAGACGGAAGGACAUUAUCUCCGUCUAUGAGAGGCUUUCUGGAGUUCUGUGGGAAGAACUGAAGGAUCUAGAUUUUAUCAUUUUCCCAGAUAUGGACAGAAAAAUUGGCUCAGACAUCUUCCAACUUCUAAGUGGAAACGAGGAUGUGGUAAGAGAUAAGCUUUUCCAUCUCAUGAAAAUGAGCCACCCAAUUGUUGACUACAAGCUUGUAGCUUGCUUCAAAAGAACUCUGGCACAUCCCAGAAAAGUUCAUCUCCCAAAAAACUAUCUGAGAAGUGCUCUGAAAAGCACCUGUAAAGAUGUCAAUUCUGUUAUGUUCUAUCAUAAACAAGUUCAUCCAAGCAUGGGAAGCCCAACCAACUGUGAAAGCAAGGACAAAGGUGAAGCCACAGAUGUGGUCCCUUGUGAUCUUCUUUUGAAAGAUCUUGAAUCACUCAAUCUUGAAAACCAGAACACAACUGAAUCUCCUAAUGUAUCCCGACCUUGCUUCGUCAAUGAGUGAGUGUCAUCCGAUUUUCAUACAGGUGCGUCCAUAUAAGUCUGUUUUGGAAGAUCCCGCACAAGAAACCCCCGAAAGUCAACAGAACACAAAACAAGAUGCUACAAAUGUGAACCUUGGUGAUCCUGCUUCGGAAGACCUUGAAUCAGUCAACUCUGAAGGCCAGGACAUAAAUGAAGACUUUAUGUAUGUGAAUGAAGGUGAUAUUGUCUUGGAAGACCUUGAAUCACUCGAUUCUGAAGGCCGGUACAAAUAUGAAAACCCUUUAUAUGUGAACGAAGGUGAUCUUGUUUUGGAAGAUCUGGAAUGAUGAGGAAACAUACCAUCCUAAUCCUCUCAAUGUUUAAUGAUUUUAACAAUAAUGUCCCUGCUAGCAAGGGAUGUUGUCUGAACGCUCGUUGCUAACAGGGACCAAAAUUACGAACAUGAGUUCAGUUGAUUAAUCUAAAUUCUUCUUGCAAGAAU
Molecule: messenger RNA, 2033 nt
Organism: Poecilia latipinna (sailfin molly)
Lineage: Eukaryota; Metazoa; Chordata; Actinopteri; Cyprinodontiformes; Poeciliidae
Exons: 2
Coding region: 396-1571 (391 amino acids)
Source: RefSeq, a predicted model, not a curated record